Molecule: messenger RNA, 819 nt
Organism: Penicillium subrubescens
Lineage: Eukaryota; Fungi; Ascomycota; Eurotiomycetes; Eurotiales; Aspergillaceae
Exons: 2
Coding region: 1-819 (272 amino acids)
Source: RefSeq, a predicted model, not a curated record
AUGCCUCCAUCCUCAAUCCCCCCGUUCCUCCUCCCCCGAGGCCUCCCAACAGCCCGAACCCUCCGCACCCUCCAACAAACACAACACCACGCCAGCAGCAAUGGCCUAACCACCCGCCGCUGCUUCUCCGAGACUCGCACCGUCGCCGCAAGACCUAAGCGCGUAACGGAUAAAUCGCGCAUUCUCUCCCAGCCAGACAAGUUUCGUCCCCCGUCGCACCCGCAGCGUCUGGUUAAUCCGGCGCGGACGGCGCCGUCGGGUCAACCGGUCAAUUAUGGGCGGGCGUUGAGUGCGGAGGAGCGUGCGGAACAGGAUAAGAAGCAGUAUCCGAAUAUGUUUCCGCCGGAGGGGACGGUGAUGUUUAAGUUUUUGACUUCGAGGUGGAUUCAUAUUUGGAUUGCUAUGGGCACCCUUACCACCCUAGCAACAUUCACCUUCACCACAAACUUCAAAGCAACCUCCCCCUUCGCCCACCUCCUCCCCUCCUGGUCCGAUCUCCUCACCCACCCAAUCGGCACCUGCUCCCAAGCAAUGCACGUCUACCGCAUGCACGUGCAACACGAGUCCAUGCGUGUCCGUGAACAGCGCCACCGUCGUGUCGAGGAUGCCGAGAAGCGUCGGCAGUACCGCAUUGCGCAUGGCUUGGAAGACGCUCCUGAGAAGGAGGGUUCGGUCGUCUCCGUUGAGGGUGGUGAUGAUGGGCAGUCGCCCGUUGCGACCGAUGUGGCGGUUGCUGCUGCUGGUGACGCGGCGGGUGAGGAGUUUGUUGAUUGGGAGGGGAAGAAGAAGCCUGUUAAGAAGUGGCUUGGGAUUUGGUGA